This is a messenger RNA of Pollicipes pollicipes, 2323 nucleotides long. Its product is annotated as ubiquitin-like protein 3. Bases 378 to 764 code for a protein of 128 amino acids. Gene Ontology annotation, molecular function: protein binding. The transcript has 5 exons. The record is from RefSeq and is a predicted model, not a curated record. NCBI's taxonomy places the organism in Eukaryota, Metazoa, Arthropoda, Thecostraca, Pollicipedomorpha, Pollicipedidae.
CACUGUGACAAGGGAAAAGUCGCACGCCAUGUUUUAUUUGUUUAUGGUGGUCAAGUAGAUGUUUACUUGGUUAUAUUCUGAGCAUUCAUUUCAAGAUCUCUCUUAUGUGGUUUAAUCUCAGCAUGGGAUAUUCAUGGAACGAUUCGCACUGAUCAAUAAGUGAACCCACAUGAGCCACCCUGGAUCCCGUUGAGGAAACUAGCUGCCCGCCGCCGGCCGUGCCUACCCUGCUGCCAACGGCCACAGUCCAGCAGCCCGCACAGCCAGGCGAGCUGCCUGCAGAGCUGUCCCAGCAGGAGGCAGAGCCAGCCGAGCAGGCUGCCGACCUGCCGCAGUCUCCCUCAAGGACGGCGCGGCCAACAGAGGCCAAAGUAGCCAUGUCUCGUCCGGGCUCCAGUCGAAACAAGAGCAUACCAGCUGACAAGAUCAACCUGCGGCUGAUCAUGGUGAGCGGCAAGAGUCGCGAGUUCCUGUUCGGCACAUACCACUCGGCCGGCGACAUCGCGCAGUUCGUGUUCGACACGUGGCCCGAAGACUGGAGUGAGGAGGCCGUGGCGAAGGCGGAGGUGCUGCGGCUAAUCUACCAGGGCCGAUUUUUGCACAACAACGUGACGCUGGGCGCGCUGGGUCUGCCGCUCGGCAAGACCACCGUCAUGCACCUGGUGCCGCGCGAGACGCUGCCGGAGCCCAACUCACAAGACCCGCGCCAGAAGAGUAAAGCGGGCAGCAGCCGGUGCUGCUCGGUGUCGUGCGCCAUCUUGUAACUGCUGGGACGGCAGGCCGGCCGCGCGCACGCCUUGUGAUACUGCGCCGGCCGCGGACGUGCGCCGCCCGGCACCGGCCGCGGCGGAUAGCCGGCAGUGAGCCGACGAACUCAAACGCCGGUGAUGGCAGCGUGCUAGCGCCGCUCGCGCGGCGGACGCAGGUAAUCGUAGGUAAUUUGUCGCUCGUCCGUUAUUCGAGCAACUGUCCACAGCGUAUAUGUGUAUAUAUGCAACAUCGAGAGAGCGUAGGUAGCUGUUUUCUGUGCAUACGCGAGGCGUAUUUAGCGAUCGGGCAUGCGUGCCGGGGCCGUGUGCGGGCCGGAUCGGGUCCGACGCGGCCCGCCCCGCCCGGUGCCCUGUUGGCACACCGUGUGAGACUGGCCUGCGCGCGCGCGUUUUAUCCGGCAGUCUGAGUGGGUGAUUGGUUGAACUACCUCCGGCUAGGUACGGCAACGUUUGCGAUAAUCAUAAUUUUACGUCGGAAAACGUGACCUGCUUCACCGCCGCUGGGGAUGGACUGCGAACGGCGGCGGCGCCGCGUUGUUGGCCGCUGGGCCGGGAGUGGUGCGGAGUGCCGCUAGGGGGGUCGUCGUGCGUGCUGCCGACGCGUGUCUGGAUGUCUCCGCGGUCGGGCCGGAGCUGGGCUGGACCCGGCCCCGCGCCGGCCGCCGAGACGCCAUUCCAGCUGCUCACUCUAAAUGAGCGCGUCGGAUGCGGCGGCGGCGGCGGCCGGUGGCGAGCCGGCGCGUGGAGCCGGUGGUGCCCGCAGGCUGUUGUUUGUGUUCCUCGGGUGAGGAGGGUCACGCUGCAACAACGACUGACUUGUGAGGUGUUCCAGGUGGGGCAAGAGGAUUGAUUUGUUGCGUGGGCGGCGCAGGGUGGCUCGCGAUGUUUGCGCACCUGUUGUGACGCACUGCUUCUUUCCGGAAAUGCCUGACAGUACAUUUGAUUGGGGUUUGUACUCCGCCCGCGAUAAUAGAGAUCUGACGAUCGUAUUGGUUCCGGACGUUGCCUCCCUCCUCUUGGUUGUCCUAUCAUCAUCCCUGCGUUUCAUUCCUUGCAUGACCAGCUGUUCAUUUUGUCGCUCGCUGACCUGUCUCCUACUGCUCCAACGUCUGUCUUAGCGGCCACCAGACGGCGCGUGGUAUCAGUUCUGGCAGAGUGGGCUCCGCUAGCCAGCGACCGCUAGACGGCGUGUGGUACCUGUUCUGGCAGAGCGGGCCCCGCCAGCCGAGCCGCACCGUGCUUUCCGUGGUCGGGCCGCAAGCUGGCCACGCGCCUUGUUCUCUGUUUUGGCCGGAUCGUCUGUCCGGGCCGGCGGGCCCACUGCGUUGUUGCUGGCGCGAAACGAUGAAAUACUCAACUGUUGGUGUCGUGGCGUCUGAGUGCGGCGCCGGAAGUGGCCGGGGAUUGCGCCCGACUUGUCCCGGGGCCGCAGCUGCGCGUGUGUGUUUCCCGAUUUAGGGGAUCCAUGGAUGUACCUUCUCGAAUAUGGCAUAUAUUGGCUCGUAUGUAGAAGUUGUCUUGCCAGCCUGCAAAAUACAAUUCUCUGAAACGCA